Messenger RNA from Phycomyces blakesleeanus NRRL 1555(-), 1401 nucleotides. RefSeq names its product secreted serine carboxypeptidase. The record is from RefSeq and is a predicted model, not a curated record. Bases 1 to 1401 code for a protein of 466 amino acids. The transcript is spliced from 11 exons. Lineage: Eukaryota; Fungi; Mucoromycota; Mucoromycetes; Mucorales; Phycomycetaceae. Gene Ontology annotation, biological process: proteolysis. Gene Ontology annotation, molecular function: serine-type carboxypeptidase activity. Gene Ontology annotation, cellular component: fungal-type vacuole.
AUGACCAAGAUCUUUACACCAGUAUCUCGACUCUGUCUGGCUGCUUUAGCCCUGUGCCUCGGUCCACUUGCAGCAUUCGCUGCACCUGCAGAAAAUAAUCUAGGUUUAAGCCGUAGGUUUGUCAGUAAGCUCAACAUUGGUCAUUACCUUGACUUUUCCCAGCCAAAAUACUGUGAUUCUCAAGUGGUUCAGUACUCUGGUUAUCUCAAUGUUGGAACAAAUGACAGCUAUUUCUUCUGGUUUUUUGAGAGCAGAACCAACCCUUCCGCUUCACCUUUAACUGUUUGGUUUAAUGGAGGCCCUGGUUGCUCUAGCAUGGUUGGUCUUUUCCAGGAACUUGGUCCUUGCCGAGUUGACUCUGAUAUCAAAGACAGUUACAACCCUUUUAGCUGGAACCAAGUCAGCAAUAUUCUCUUUCUGGAUCAGCCUGCGACUGUUGGGUUUUCUUAUGGCAGUGAUAAUGUUAAUAAAACUUCCGAUGCAGCAGCCAUUACCUACAGAUUUAUCCAAUUGUUUUACGAAGCAUUCCCUGUAUAUAGCUCUCUUCCUUUGCAUUUCUUUGGAGAGUCAUAUGCUGGUCACUAUAUCCCUAGUUAUGCCAACUAUAUUCUCGAACAAAAUAAGGCAAUUGUUGCAUCGCAUUCCUCUCGAUCAAAGAUAAUCCCUCUCGAGUCUGUUGGUAUUGGUAAUGGAUGGACAGACCCCUUGAUUCAGCACAAGUACAGUGUCACCAUGGCAUGCAACUCUUCGUAUGGGUCUGUAUUGUCGGAAUCUAACUGCACUUCUAUGGCCAAUAACUACCCUGAGUGUGCCACUUUGAUACAAAAGUGUUACGACACUGGAUCUGAUGAUGAUUGUUUUAAAGCCACUGAUUACUGCCUCUAUGAAUUACAAUAUACAUUUUUUUAUUCCGGCAAGAGUGGCUAUGAUGUCCGACUCGAAGAAGACAUUGAUAUUACAACAACUAAUUAUUUCUACUUCCUUGAUGACUCAACCGUUAAGGCUAACAUUGGUGCCAAAACUGAUUAUUCACAAUGCGCUGAAGUUCCUUCCGAGCGAUUCUAUUACUCAGGAGACAACUCUCGUAACUUUGCUCCAGAUGUGACCGAUCUCCUUAACUCUGGAGUCCGUGUUCUUAUUUACGCUGGUGAUGCGGAUUAUCUUUGCAACUGGUAUGGAAACAAGGCAUGGACUGAUGAGCUUCCCUUCAAGGGUUCCAAGAAAUAUCAGUCAAAAUCUCUCAGACCUUGGAAGGUGAAUGGAAAGGAAGUUGGACAAGUAAAAUCUGCCUCCAACCUCAGUUUCAUUCGAGUUUAUGAUGCAGGUCAUAUGGUGCCUGCUUACCAGCCCGAGGCAGCAUUGAGUAUGUUUACGACAUGGAUUAAAAGGAAGUCGUUUUAA